GAGAAAAAACUUUAUUUAUCUGAAAAAAAUUUAAGCAAAGAAGUUAAGAAAAGAGCAACCGCCGAGUUUCUUGCUGGUUCUUCUGGAUAGAAAAGGCAUUCCGAUCCUGUGGUAGAUAUACGUGGCUAUCAGUCGCCUCGGAGACGACGGGCAGGCGACAUGACUUGGGGAAUAAUAGCUUCGAUGCUUUUUGCCAGUUUCGGGUUUGGUGGCACAUUUUCCUAUGAGCGGUCGGAAAAACUAUGCUUUCCUGAUGAUUUCAUAUUCGGCGUCGCUACUGCCGCGUACCAGAUAGAAGGGGCAUGGAAUACAUCAGGAAAAGGUGAAAGUAUCUGGGACAGAUACACCCACGAGAGACCAGACCGUAUCUUCGACCACCACAAUGGCGACGUCGCGGCAGACUCCUACCACUUGUUCCGGCAGGACGUCAGGAUGCUGGAGUACCUCGGCGUUCAGCAUUACCGCUUCUCCAUAUCUUGGCCGAGGACCUUGCCUAGCGGGUUGAGCAAUGAAAUAAACGAAGAUGGCAUCAGAUAUUACAUGGAGCUGCUCGAUGAGCUGAACAGCCAUGGUAUCAGCCCAAUAGUGACGAUGUACCACUGGGACCUACCUCAGGCCUUGCAGGAUCUGGGAGGCUGGACCAACCCUAUUAUUGCUGAGUACUUCGUGGAUUAUGCGCGAGUACUCUUCGACCAUUUUGGCGACAAAGUAAACGUUUGGUUGACUUUCAACGAGCCGCUAUCCUUCUGCCACGACGGGUAUGGUGGCUUGGACGCACCGGGCGCGCACUCCAGUGGCUUUGAAGACUAUCUGUGUGCCCAUAACGUGCUCAGGGCUCAUGGCAUGGUGUACCGCUUGUAUAUGGACCAGUACAAGGACAAAAUAAAGAGCGUUGGUAUCACGCUGGACUUCUCGUGGCUGGAACCGGCUACGACUUCUGAUGCAGACCAGAAAGCUGCGGAGACUGCAAGACAAUUUUAUUUCGGAUGGUUCGCUCACCCAAUCUUCUCCAAGACCGGAGACUAUCCUCCAAUCAUGCGAGAGAGAGUCGACACGAUAUCCAAACGUCAACACUUCACUCGCUCCCGUCUGCCAAGCUUUACUCCAGAAGAAGUCGAAAUGAUUCGAGGUUCCUCCGAUUUCCUCGGCCUGAACCAUUAUACUACUUACUUGAUAGCCAAGAACAAGGGGAAGAUAUCGCUAACACCGUCCUUUGAGGCUGAUAUGGGUGGAAUUGUGUCGCAAAAGAAAGAGUGGCCCAAGUCCAAUUCAACUUGGUUAAAAGUCGUUCCAUGGGGAUUCAGGAAGUCCCUCAAUUGGGUCAGGCUGGCAUACGACAACCCCACAGUCUUUAUAACCGAAAACGGCAUGUCCUUGGAGCGAGGCUUGAAGGACAGCCGUCGUAUCAACUACCUGGACGGUUACCUCAAAGCCCUGUUGACGGCCAUGACGAAGGACAACUGUCGAGUGGUUGGGUACACUUACUGGAGCUUGAUGGACAAUUUCGAGUGGACCAGAGGAUUUUCAGAGCGUUUCGGUCUCUAUGAGGUGGACUACGAUUCGCCCAAUAAGGUUCGCACCGCUAGAUCUUCUGCCGAGUACUUCAAGCAACUGGCCCAAACUCGCUGCAUACCUACAUGGAAUUAUACAGUAUAAUAUCUUGUAUAAUAUCUAAUAUGUAAUUAUAAAAUAUCUUUGAGAGCACUAGGUUUAGAUCUGUCAAUCUAGUUUAGAUAGGAUGUGACUUGUGUAAGACAGAAUAACACUCCUAUCUGUAAUCUGCCGAUAGAUUACUUGGCAUUUGGCAACAUUGGUAUAAUUAGUCAAAAAUUGUAUGAUUAAAUUUGUAUGGCCUUUUUUGACAGUCAACAACGUCGCUAACGUUCGUUUUCAAUAUUCAAUCUACUUAUCUGUAGUAGCACCAUACAAUUUUUGACAAAUAACAACGUUGCAAAGUAACUUAACUCCAGUUUACAGAUAGAUUAAAUAUUGAAAAUGAUGUAACUUAUCCACAGAUAUCUGUGAUCAAUUAUUAUUAUUCUUUUUGGUCGUUAGCCAUAGUAUUUAAGUAGGUAAGUAAGUAGGUAUAUAGGUUCGAUAGAUGUAUUC
This is a messenger RNA of Maniola jurtina (meadow brown), 2109 nucleotides long. Its product is annotated as myrosinase 1-like. Gene Ontology annotation, biological process: carbohydrate metabolic process. Gene Ontology annotation, molecular function: beta-glucosidase activity. NCBI's taxonomy places the organism in Eukaryota, Metazoa, Arthropoda, Insecta, Lepidoptera, Nymphalidae. Bases 160 to 1656 code for a protein of 498 amino acids. The record is from RefSeq and is a predicted model, not a curated record. The transcript has 11 exons.